Suricata suricatta (meerkat) is the source of this 1239-nucleotide messenger RNA. RefSeq names its product ER membrane protein complex subunit 2 (gene EMC2). The coding region runs from base 37 to 930 and encodes 297 amino acids. Gene Ontology annotation, molecular function: protein binding. The transcript has 11 exons. Lineage: Eukaryota; Metazoa; Chordata; Mammalia; Carnivora; Herpestidae. Gene Ontology annotation, biological process: protein folding in endoplasmic reticulum. The record is from RefSeq and is a predicted model, not a curated record. Gene Ontology annotation, cellular component: EMC complex.
GGCGUUUCCCCUCCCUCUGACCCGGGUUCUGAGAAGAUGGCGAAGGUGUCAGAGCUUUACGAUGUCACUUGGGAAGAGAUGCGAGAUAAAAUGAGAAAAUGGAGGGAAGAAAACUCACGAAAUAGUGAGCAAAUUGUGGAAGUUGGAGAGGAAUUAAUUAAUGAAUAUGCUUCCAAGCUUGGAGAUGAUAUUUGGAUCAUAUAUGAACAAGUAAUGGUUGCAGCCCUAGACUAUGGUCGAGAUGAUUUGGCAUUGUUUUGUCUUCAGGAGUUGAGAAGACAGUUCCCUGGCAGUCACAGAGUCAAGAGACUAACGGGCAUGAGAUUUGAAGCCAUGGAAAGAUAUGAUGAUGCUAUACAACUAUAUGAUCGAAUUUUACAAGAAGAUCCAACCAACACUGCUGCAAGAAAGCGUAAGAUUGCCAUUCGAAAAGCCCAGGGGAAAAAUGUGGAGGCCAUUCGGGAACUGAAUGAGUAUCUGGAACAAUUUGUUGGAGACCAAGAAGCCUGGCAUGAACUUGCAGAACUUUAUAUCAAUGAACAUGACUAUGCUAAAGCAGCCUUUUGCUUAGAGGAGCUAAUGAUGACUAAUCCACACAACCACUUAUACUGUCAGCAGUAUGCUGAAGUUAAAUAUACCCAAGGUGGACUUGAAAACCUCGAACUUUCAAGAAAGUAUUUUGCACAGGCAUUGAAACUGAACAACAGAAAUAUGAGAGCUUUGUUUGGGCUUUACAUGUCGGCAAGUCAUAUUGCUUCUAAUCCAAAAGCAAGUGCAAAAACAAAAAAGGACAACAUGAAAUAUGCUAGUUGGGCAGCUAGUCAAAUAAACAGAGCUUAUCAGUUUGCAGGUCGAAGUAAGAAGGAAACCAAAUACUCUCUUAAGGCAGUCGAAGACAUGUUGGAAACACUGCAGAUCACUCAGUCUUAAGGUUUCAAACUCUUUCACAUUACAUUUCACAACUGCACAAUUGAACUUACUGGCCUGUGACUUAUUUACUAAAUGCCUAGUGCUAUUUAUAUACUAAUUUUUUGUUAGGAGAGCAAUUGUAAAGAAUGUUUAUAUAAACCUAAAAAUGCCUUUCAUUGCUAAGCAGGAAGAUGGAGAAAGUCCACGGAGGAGAGAUUUAACAAGAUUCAUAUUGAUUGUACAUCAUUUUCUUCAUAAUAUUAUUGCUUUUAAACCACAAUCUGAUGUAGAAAUCCCAUAAAUAAAUCAUGAUGAUUUAUUAAACUUGCA